CCUUUUGAAAGGGUGAUACUCCUAUGGAAUCAAGAUGCAAAAACGAUCUUAAGUGAACCGAGUGCGACAGAGGGGCGAUUGGGAGCGUCAUUAAAUCCGGGUCGCGAAGAAGAGAAUCAGAUGGCAGUCGAGGCCGAAGUGGUUCAGACCUUUCGUGAGAUUGAGCUGAGGUGUGACUGGCGCGCCCGCCCUGUCGAGUAGCAGGUCGCCAUGAGUCUCCACAGGGGCGACGUGGAGGUGGGGAUGAGUCGUGUGUCUGGGCUCAACUCCCCCUCAACCCCACCCUGCUCUGCCACCUCCUUGCUGACCCCUGCUGCACACUCGGUCAUCGUGCCUAACUCUGCCGUCCUUCAUCAACAAGGCGGGACGCCCCUUUGCACCAUUGGGAACGUGGGCGUGUCCAUCAUGGGCAGUAUGAACGUGGGCAGCGGCGAGGCAGCGGGCGUCGUGACAGGGUCCUCGGCCGCGAGCCUGACGUGUGCCAUCUGCGGUGACAGGGCCACGGGUAAGCAUUACGGCGCCCAUUCGUGCGACGGCUGCAAGGGCUUCUUCCGCCGCUCCGUCAGGAAGAACCACACGUACAGCUGCAGGUUCAAUCGUGGAUGUACAGUCGACAAGGACAAAAGAAAUCAAUGUCGUUAUUGCAGACUGAGGAAAUGCAUAAGGGUUGGAAUGAAAAAAGAUGCUGUUCAAAAUGAGCGCGACAGAAUCAGUACUCGCAGGCUCAGUUACGACGAAGGGGGAGGAGCCAGUGGCAUGGCGCUUUCCACGAUACUCAACGCUGAACAUCUUUCUCGACAGUUCUCGCCGGCGGUAGGUGAUGUAAGCGUGAUGAACAAGACCGUCGCGGGUGUAAUGGACGUGUGUGAGAGCAUGAAACAGCAGCUCCUGAUUCUGGUCGAGUGGGCCAAAUACAUUCCCUCGUUCUGUGAGCUUGUUCUCGACGACCAGGUGGCGCUGCUCCGAGCCCACGCCGGGGAACACCUACUCCUGGGGGCAGCUUUCCGAUCCAUGAACCUCCAGGACAUGAUCUUGCUGGGGAACGACUGCAUCAUCCUUAGGAACUCUUCAGCUUGGUCCCGCAUUCCAGAGGAGGAGAUCAGCCGCAUCGGCCAGCGCAUCAUGGACGAACUGAUCAAGCCGCUCAGGCAGGUACAGCUGGACGAAAAUGAAUACGCCUGCCUUAAGACCAUCGUGUUCUUUGACCCUCUCAUCCGAGGACUCCGUGACGUGGCGCGCGUGAAGGCCCUCAGGUACCAGGUGCAGCUGCUUCUCGAGGACUACAUCAACGACCGCCAGUUCGAGUCCCGCGGGAGAUUCGGCGAGAUGUUGCUCACCUUGCCCGCUCUGCAGUCCAUCACCUGGCAGAUGAUUGAGCAGAUCCAGUUCGCCAAACUCUUCGGCGUCGCCAGGAUCGAUAAUCUGCUUCAGGAGAUGUUGCUUGGAGCAGGAGCAGGAAGCGACGGAACGAACGGGCUGACGGGCGGCUCGGGCGGGGGCUACGGCGGCGGCGACGGGGGAAUCGGCGUCGGCAUCCCGGCCCCUCCCCCGGGCGGCGUCGGCCUUCCGAUCCCCUUGGGCGCAGCCACGGCGGCCGGAGGGAGCGUCCCCGUGGGCAUGAACAACAACAACGACAUCCCUGUGUCCGCGGCAGCACUGGAGGCAGCCGGGCUCUCGGCCUUCGGCAGCAGCGGAGCCACGAACGGCCACCUCGAAGGGGGCUCGAGGCCCACGUCCAAAGAGGAUGAGCGACCUCGCCUCGAGAGAACCUUCAAGCAGGAGGAUACGGACACGAACUUUGACAUAUGACUAAACAUGUGUGAGCAAUAUAUGCAUUAAAUGCCUACAGUAAAAACAUAUGGCUUAAUGUUUUGUGCAUUUCAAGCUUUUCUGGCAGCUGCUCUGUAUUGCCUCUCCUGCACAUCAGUUCGGUGUUCUUGUUGGUACACCCACUGCCUCAUUUUCUCAGUCAUAUGAUGUUCCGAAAAUAAGAACAAAGUGUAAGUAUACAAAAAUAAAGUCCAGAUAAGAGACAAAUAUUAUUAAAGAUGUAUGGGGAAUAAAAAAAAGUCUUUUUGACAUCUCUAAAUCUUAUAUAACAUACAGCUCAUGGUUGGUAAUAUAUAUAUAUAUAUAUAUAUAUAUAUAUAUAUAUAUAUAUAUAUAUAUAUAUGUGUGUGUGUGUGUGUGUGUGUGUGUGUGUGUGUGUGUGUGUGUGUGUGUGUGUGCAUGUAUGUAUGUGUAUAUAUAUGUAUAUAAAAUAUAUAUACAUAUAUCCAUUUUGAAUGGAACCCCAUCAGUUAUAGAGUAAUUUCUUCUCAUAAACCUUUAUUGUUAAAUGUACAAAAAAUGUGCAAACUACAUAUAUAUUGCUUUAACGGGUGUGUCACAAUAUUAUGUUGUAUAUUAUAAGAGGCUACAACACGUUUAAUAGAGUCCUUGUAAAUGGUAAAGACAAAAGUAACAUAACAGUAAUCAAUAAGCCACACAUUUUCAUUUCAGCAAAUUGUACAAAAUUGCCUACAAGUAAAGAAAUCCACAUUCAAGUUGUUAAUACAUUUCAGGCGACGUCCUUUGUUCCGUAUGUAGUUUUUUAUGUACACUUAACUUUUUACAAAAUAAAUGUGAAAGAAUAA
Molecule: messenger RNA, 2636 nt
Organism: Penaeus monodon (black tiger shrimp)
Lineage: Eukaryota; Metazoa; Arthropoda; Malacostraca; Decapoda; Penaeidae
Product: hepatocyte nuclear factor 4-gamma-like
Exons: 10
Coding region: 211-1809 (532 amino acids)
Biological process (GO): anatomical structure development; cell differentiation; regulation of transcription by RNA polymerase II
Cellular component (GO): nucleus
Molecular function (GO): nuclear steroid receptor activity; nuclear receptor activity; RNA polymerase II cis-regulatory region sequence-specific DNA binding
Source: RefSeq, a predicted model, not a curated record